CAAAAUUAUGUGGAAAAGUUACCUAAAGAGCAAAUGCUUGGAAAUCCACCGAAAGUAACAGAUUUCCUUAAUGACCUCGAUAAAGAAGAUUUUAAUAGCAUUCUAGAGUUUAUAUAUAAUAUUAAAAAACAAAAAAUUCCUACACAUUCCGAAAACAAUCUUACCAAUCUUAUUCAAAGCUUAAGUGAUGAAGAAAAAAAAGAUGCAAUUAAGCUCUUAGAAAAUAUGAGAUACCCAAAAGGAAAAAAUCAAGGAAAAAUUAUAUCUUCAUAUUUACAAUGGCAAUUGGUCGAUGUAAUUUCUAAUUCUCUUUAUCGGCCACAGUUAAGCUAUACUGCCUUGCAAAAAGAAU
Messenger RNA from Dentiscutata erythropus, 352 nucleotides. The record is from the annotation of a GenBank genome assembly. NCBI's taxonomy places the organism in Eukaryota, Fungi, Glomeromycota, Glomeromycetes, Diversisporales, Gigasporaceae.